AUGCAGUUCACCCAACUCCUCGCCCUCGCGGCCGCCUCAUGUUUCAGCACCGUCUCCGCCGUGGGCGUGGUAGGCGCAGCCGAGGGUUUCGCUAAGGGCGUCACCGGCGGCGGGAGCGCGACACCCGUCUACCCGUCCACCACCGCCGAGCUCGUGUCCUACCUGGGCGACAGCUCCGCACGCGUCAUCGUUUUGACCAAGACGUUCGACUUCACCGGCACGGAGGGCACAGUGACCGGGUCGGGAUGCGCCCCGUGGGGUACGGCAUCGGGUUGCCAACUCGCCAUCAACCUGCAUGAUUGGUGUACGGACUACCAGCCUGACGCGCCGACGACCACGAUCACGUAUGACGCUGCGGGCGUCUUGGGCAUCACGGUGGGGAGCAACAAGUCGCUUAUUGGACAGGGAAGUGCUGGUAUUAUCAAGGGGAAGGGAUUACGCAUCGUCUCUGGAGCGUCCAACAUCAUCAUCCAAAACAUCCACAUCACGGACUUGAACCCGCAAUACGUCUGGGGUGGUGAUGCCAUCACCCUGGAUAACUCCGAUCUGGUCUGGAUUGAUCAUGUCAAGACCUCCCUCAUCGGACGCCAGCAUAUCGUCCUGGGCGAAGAUGCCUCCAACCGCGUCACCAUCUCCAACCACGAGCUUGACGGCUCGACCUCCUGGUCCGCCACCUGCGACGGACACCACUACUGGGGCCUCUACUUCACGGGCUCCAACGACCUGGUGACGCUCAAGGGCAACUACAUCCACCACACCUCGGGGCGCUCCCCCAAGGUCGGCGGCAACACGCUGCUGCACGCGGUCAACAACUACUUCUACAGCAGCUCCGAUCACAUGUUCGAGGUCGACUCGGGAGCCAUGAUUCUCGCCGAGGGCAACGUGUUCCAGAACGUGCCGACGCCCGUGCUCAGUCCUGUAUCUGGCAAGCUGUUCACGAGCCCCGACGCCACCACCAACGCGGCGUGCACGACCUACCUGGGCCGCGCGUGUCAGGUCAACGCCUUUGGCAGCUCCGGCAGCUUCAGCGGUACCGACACGAGCUUCUUCAGCAAUUUCCAGAACAAGAAUAUCGCGAGUGCCGACACGGCCGCGAACGCGAAUUCGAAUGUGGUUAAUAAUGCUGGGAUUGGCAAGAUCUGA
Molecule: messenger RNA, 1143 nt
Organism: Anthostomella pinea
Lineage: Eukaryota; Fungi; Ascomycota; Sordariomycetes; Xylariales; Xylariaceae
Source: the annotation of a GenBank genome assembly